CAAACGAGCAGGUAACUCGAAGCAUCCCCGUCCCUAUACAACAUGAACACCUUCGCCGCCCUCGUGCCCUGUCUGGUCAUGCUGGCCACCUGCUGCCAGGCCGGCUACGUGGCCCCAGACGUUUACCACGCCGCCGCCAUCCAUGUCCCCGUGGCCACCACCGUAGUGCGUCAGCCGGUUGUGGAGCACCACAGCGAGGUGGCCUACGUGCCACCACACGCCCACGGAUACACCAUCAGCCAAAAGAAGGUCGUCCAACCCAAGACCACCAUCACCAAGCAUGAUCCCUUCUUCGGCACCUACCACCAGGCCGAGGUGCACCACGCUCCAGUGGUGACCGGCUCCCACAGUUCCGUGCACCAGAGCCGAGGUGGACACUUCGUGCACCGCCCUGUCGGAACCGUCGUCUACUAGAAACCCUCACUUUCAGAAUCAUCCCCUUCAUUCCAUACUGAGACUCUUUGAAGCGCAAUAACUGCAACUAACUCUAGCGGUGCAGGAGUGACGUAUUUCUGAGACAUAUGGCUGAAAAUGUUCUUCUUAAGAAACAGCAGCAUUUGUCGGUUAUUGAUAAAUAUAAUGAUAUUCGGCUUGUGACUCACUAUAAUAUCGGGAAUAGGUUGCGACUGACAGUUAGGGUAAUGAUGGAGGAGAAUGGCACACUGCCGACAAAACUUAGUGUAAAGUAAUUAAUUUUGAAAGAAACCUGCAACCCAAUGAAACAUUAAUGAGAGGUUAGGCCUAUCCGCAAAGACGAUUAAUAAAACAAAACUGGAAAUCUCAAUAUGAAUCACAAUCGACUAGCAUGAAACGACUUUUUUUUUUUAUUUUAAACAGCUCGAGUAUAACAAACAUCAUCUUUAAAAUUACUAAAAAAGCGCAGUUUCCGUCAGACAUCUGCAAAAUCGAAAGGCAGUAACCACCAAACACAACGGCUGUAUAGAAAGCCUCGUCUUUCUAACACAAAUAUAUUCUUAGGCCACCUAUUUAUUUCUUUAUAUAAAAAAAAGAAAGACUUAAGAUUUAGAAAAAAACAGUGCGUGACUUUGCUUGUAUUGCACGCUUUUGCUGAUAUACCAAUCACUUUAUAAAUGAUCGUAUCUGAACAUUUUACCCUAGAUAAUGUUUUGUUAUCACUGUAUAAGUCUCAUUACCGCAAAACAUUCGUGCUUACAACACUUUAGGGGAACUCGCAGUCUAAAUAUGUGUUGUGUGCAUUCUAGACAAUUGGUGCGUAUUUAAUGUUUGGAAGAUAUAUUAAAAGUACAAAGUUUUGUUUA
Molecule: messenger RNA, 1280 nt
Organism: Ixodes scapularis (black-legged tick)
Lineage: Eukaryota; Metazoa; Arthropoda; Arachnida; Ixodida; Ixodidae
Exons: 3
Coding region: 43-414 (123 amino acids)
Source: RefSeq, a predicted model, not a curated record